GACUCACGGCGGCGCGGUGCAUUGUGGGCCGCGCCGGGGCGUCAUGGUGGCGGCCGUGCAGCGGGCGGUGGGAUGGGGCCGGUGGGUUUGUACGGCUGCUGCGCCUCGGCCCUGGCGGCUGUUCGGGGCUAUGUGCCUGCUGCGGCUGCCCCGCAUCACACAGCCCCUGGAGAAGGAGGAGGAAGAGAUGGCGGCCCUCAUGGGGCAGAUCGAGCUAGAGAAAAGCCAAUAUUCAGACCAUGAAAUCCGCAAGCUGGAGGAGGAGGAGCAGCUCAGGAAGAGGAAGGAAAGCCUGUAUGAUGAUGAAACAACUGGCAAAACAGUCAUCACGGCUCAAGACCUGGAGGAUAAGUGGGAACAGAAGUUACUGCGAUUCAAAGCUGCUCCACGGAUAACAGAUGCUGAUAAAAACAACAAUCGAACAUCGUUGAACAGAAGGCUGGACAGUAACCUGAUGCUCCUGGUCAAACAGAAAAUUGGUAAUCAGGACUUGUGGCUUCUGCCUCAAGCAGAAUGGCAGCCUGGAGAGACACUGCGAAGCACAGCUGAGAGAGCCAUGGCUACGUUUUUGGGAGAUCACGUUCAAGCCAAAAUCCUGGGGAAUGCACCGUCUGGGAUUUACAAGUAUAAAUUCCCCAGGGCCAUCAGGACUGAGGAUAACUUGGGAGCCAAAGUAUUCUUCUUCAAAGCCUUCCUCCAAAGCGGCGAUUUGUCCCAGACAGAGCUGAAAAAAGACUACCUGUGGGUCACAAAGGAUGAGCUGGGAGAUUACUUGAAGCCAGAAUACCUGAAAAAAGUCAAUGGAUUCCUUCUGGACUUAUAGGCGAUAGACUGUGCUCCAGCAGCUGGGGAAGAUGUGGCACGCAACUCCAGGGAGGAGCAGAGCUGCUGCUUUGCGUGGUCUGUGUGCAUGAGAUGUUCACUUGGGUUCUGGAGGAUAAUUUGCCUUUGCUUUAUUUUCCAGUUCUCUUCACCAGGCUUGUACUAAAUAAAUAUUAAAACUUAUACUAGGAAGUGAA
Columba livia (rock pigeon) is the source of this 1019-nucleotide messenger RNA. It is a transcript of the gene MRPL46, whose product is annotated as mitochondrial ribosomal protein L46. The coding region runs from base 44 to 823 and encodes 259 amino acids. Lineage: Eukaryota; Metazoa; Chordata; Aves; Columbiformes; Columbidae. Gene Ontology annotation, cellular component: mitochondrial large ribosomal subunit. The record is from RefSeq and is a predicted model, not a curated record. Gene Ontology annotation, molecular function: structural constituent of ribosome. The transcript is spliced from 4 exons.